Fonsecaea monophora is the source of this 591-nucleotide messenger RNA. RefSeq lists its product as hypothetical. The coding region runs from base 1 to 591 and encodes 196 amino acids. The transcript has a single exon. Lineage: Eukaryota; Fungi; Ascomycota; Eurotiomycetes; Chaetothyriales; Herpotrichiellaceae. The record is from RefSeq and is a predicted model, not a curated record.
AUGGGGUGGCGAACCAAAUGUCCCAGUUCACAAGAGGAAACCCAAAGGAACAAAGGCCGGCCGGCCAGAUUCGAGAGUUUCCAGGCAUAUGGUCGCAGUUCUGAAAGCAAAUACGCCGCCGAUAAACGAGAAUGUCGCGCAGUGCUGAAGGUGUUGAAGACAUUCAAGAACUCGCUAUAUGGAGUACAUGUCCGCCUUGAGGUGGACGCUUUGACGCCGGCAGCGGAAUUGAAUCGCUCAGCAACGGAUCUCCCUGGCGCACUGGUUACUCAGUGGAUUCCUUGGAUCCGAUUGUUCGAUUUGGAAGUCAAACGUGUGCCAGGAAAGAAGAACGUCGUCGCAGAUGCACUUUCUCGACGCCCUGCGAUAGAUGCAGAUCGCGCGGAGCUGCAAGAAGAAGAGGACAUUGAUGAAUGGGCGUCGAAUCACCCGAGUUCCGUACGACUCAUGUCCAUUCGCGUCUCCUCUGACAACGCUGAAGGUUCACAAUCCCAACGCCGGGGUGUGAUUGUCAAUGAAACCGCUAUGGAAGGAGAGUCGAGUACCGGACCAGAGAUGAAAGCAGACGAAUAUGGCCAACGACCAUGCUAA